Hyalella azteca is the source of this 930-nucleotide messenger RNA. Its product is annotated as adipokinetic hormone/corazonin-related peptide receptor variant I-like. Gene Ontology annotation, biological process: G protein-coupled receptor signaling pathway. The transcript is spliced from 5 exons. The record is from RefSeq and is a predicted model, not a curated record. The annotation marks the transcript as partial. NCBI's taxonomy places the organism in Eukaryota, Metazoa, Arthropoda, Malacostraca, Amphipoda, Hyalellidae. Gene Ontology annotation, molecular function: G protein-coupled receptor activity; peptide binding. Gene Ontology annotation, cellular component: membrane.
UCCUCAACACUAUCCUCCACACUAUCCUCAAUGUCUUCAGAAUUCUAUUCCAACACCCACGACCUCCUAGGGCCAGUGAAUGUCACUGAGCUGCCGGAGGACAUGCAGUUCAACGACAGCACUGUCAUCUUCAUCGCCUGCUACACCGUCAUCAUGGUCGUGGGGGUGGUCGGGAACAUGUGUGUUCUUCGUGCCAUCUUGGCGGGCUCACGACGACACAGGAAGUCGCGGGUCAACUUCAUGCUUCUGCAUCUUGCUAUCGCUGACCUCAUCGUAACGCUGUUAUGGCAGCUUUUAUUGCCCAUAGCAAUUGGCUGGAGCAGCUCGCGGCAAAUCUCAUUUGUAGGCUCAAUAGCCUCGAACAUUUGUUCUAUGCUCUUAAGAUUCUUCGCGGUUGUGUACCCACUGAGCCUGAGGGCAGCGUCCCGGCGAGGCCAGCUCAUGCUGGCCGUGGCGUGGCUCUUAGCCUGCAGCUGCUCCGUGCCACAGAUGUUGAUCUUCCACGUGGACCGCCACGAGGUACACCGGCACUACCGUCAGUGCGUGACGUUCGGCUCCUUCCCGUCCCUUCGUCAUGAGAUGGUGUACAACCUCUUCUGUCUGACGAUGUUAUACGUGGCACCCAUCACCAUCAUCGUCAUGUCCUACGGUGCCAUCGUCAUCACUAUCGUCCGCAAGACUAAACUCACCGCUGAUGAAUACUAUUCCAACACCCACGACCUCCUAGGGCCAGUAAAUGUCACUGAGCUGCCGGAGGACAUGCAGUUCAACGACAGCACUGUCAUCUUCAUCGCCUGCUACACCGUCAUCAUGGUCGUGGGGGUGGUCGGGAACAUGUGUGUUCUUCGUGCCAUCUUGGCGGGCUCAAGACGACACAGGAAGUCGCGGGUCAACUUCAUGCUUCUGCAUCUUGCUAUCGCUGACCUCAUC